AUCAGGAAGUGCUGUCUUGAGUUGAGUGCUAGUCGGCGGAAUUGGCUGUUUGAUGUGAGGAUGUGUGUGUGUGCAGAAGAGUGUGUGUGUGUCGAUGUGAACUAAGGAUCUGAUGACUUUGGUCUGCUGACGGCCCCUGAACACCCCGAAUGGGCCCCGACACACAAGAGCAUCAUGGGCUCCAGGAUAAAAGAAAACCCUGAUAAAACGUUCUACUGGUGCUUUCAAGCCUCAUGUCCAAUCGCCAGAGAUAAAGAUCCUGGUGUGCUGUUUCAGUUCCCUGAAGACUUUAAUGAUGAGGAGUCUCUGCAGUCCUUGCCUCGCUUCUGCUUCCCUUAUGACAUAGAGAGGGCGAAGGACACGGUUGCCGUGCAGCACUUCGCAUUCGUCUUGACGGAUCUGGAGGGAUGCCAGCGCUUCGGUUUCUGCAGACUCACGUCCAGCUCUCAGACCUGCUUCUGCAUCCUCAGUCAUUUGCCAUGGUUUGAGGUCUUCUACAAACUCCUGAAUAACCUAGCGGACUACUCGACGAAAGGACAGACCAACGAGAUGAAAGAGCUGCUCUCGGUUCUCUACAAGCAACCCGUCCCGCCGGCGAACGGCUCCAUCACGCUGCAGAUGGGAGGGAAGCUAGUGAUCGGAAGCAAGAUGCCUGGCAUCUGUGGACACGCCCCUAAAGGGGAGGAGUCAGAGGGGAUCCCGUACUUUAUCGCGCCGGAUCCCAAAGCCUUGCCCUCAAUUCCAGAGAGUAGGAACCUGACGGAGCUGGUGGUGGCGGUGGACGUGGGCAAUCUCCUCCAGCUCUACGCCAGCAUGUUGUUCGAGAGACGGAUCCUCAUUUACUGCAGUAAACUCAGCACGCUCACGGCCUGCGUACACGCGUGUAACGGGAUGCUCUUCCCCAUGUACUGGCAGCACAUCUUCAUUCCAGUGCUGCCACCUCAUCUGCUGGACUACUGCUGCGCACCGAUGCCGUACCUCAUUGGAAUCCACUCCAGCCUGGCGGAGAGAGUCAAGAGUCGAGCUCUGGAGGACGUGGUCAUACUAAACGUUGACACCAACACGCUGGAGUCGCCCCACGAGGACCUGAAGAAGAUCCCGGCCGACGUGGUGGCGGGACUGAAGGUCAGGCUGAAGAGACAGGCGGCGUCGGCGGGGUCAGGGGUCGCGCACGCGUUCCUCCGCGCGCAGGCUCUGCUGUUCGGCGGAUACAGAGAUGCCUUACAGUCGCCGGCCGAAGGGCCGGUUGUGUUCUGCAACGAGUCGUUUCUGAGUCAUAAGUCUCAAAGCAUGCGCGAGUUUUUGGAGAGCGCGGUUCACCUGCAGUGUUUUAAAGAGUUUAUUGACGGCCGGCUGGAAAUGCUGAACCAGGGCAAAGAGCCGGAGGAUGCGUUUGAGGAAGAGGUGCUUCAGUGCGGAGCUUCGUCAGGCGCCUCUAAACUGCGUCGGCAGUGGGUGGGGAAUUUAAAGAAAGGGGGAGGAGCGCUGAUCGUGACGUGGAAGUCUACGGCUAACAAAGCAAGCAAAUAUCAAAGCAAAUUUGGGCUGAAAAACCUCCUGUCAUCAAAGGAUCAGACAGAAUCCCACAUGCUACAGCGGGGCGGGUCUGUGUGUGGGACGCACACGUAUCGCCUCAUCCAAUCAGAUUGCCUUCAGAACCGUCUACCAAUCACACAGCACUUUGGCAGGUCUCGACCACGAAGGCCGGCACGCAAACACCCCAGCAAACAGGACACAGAGGAACAGACAGAGGACGACGACACCUAUGAGGACAGUGUAACAGAAAGUGCUGAGCAGUGUUCUGGCACCAGCGACUUACAGGACGAGGAUGAGCUCUCCCUCUUGGCUGACCCGGAGGAGAUGGACCUGCUCGGGGAGAUCUUCGACACCCUGAGCGCUCAGAGCUCCAGAGAGCCGGGUUUACUGUACGGCACGCGCAGUCUCGACCUCUUCAGCUCCGACAGCAGCGACUUCAUCAGACAUAAGAGUUGCACCACACCAAGUCAGGAGAGUCUGAGCCAGUCUUUUGGAAACAGCGGAAGUCUUAUGAGCUGGGAGGAGGAGGAGCCUGGCGGCAAGAGGGAGGAGUCUGAUGCCAUGAUUGACAGGCCGGAAAAUGAGCUAAACGUAUUAGAGAAGGACUUAAACGUGUUAGGGGAAAGUCUGUGUUCAGACCUACAAAGUUUAGAAGAUACUUCUCUGGUUCCUGAAGUGGUUUCUCAAGAGGUGCAAGAGGAUCAAUGUUUGCAAAAAGAUGGACAAAUGAAUGGAACAAUGGAGGAAAGCUUGGAUACCGAGACAAUAGUUGAAGAGAAAACAGAGACAAUGGAGGAAAGCUUGGAUACCGAGACAAUAGUUGAAGAGAAAACAGAGACAAUGGAGGAAAGCUUGGAUACCGAGACAAUAGUUGAAGAGAAAACAAAGACAAUGGAGGAAAGCUUGCAUACCGAGACAAUAGUUGAAGGGAGGACAGAGACACAACCUGACAAAGAAGAGGAACAUCAGAAAGAGCACAAGACGACCAAUGACUUGGGGUCAAAUGGACCUGCAAAUGGAGGAAUCCCCUCCGCUGUCGUCCUCAACGUAGAGAUAGACAAAGAAGAAGAGCCAGAGGAGAAAAGUGUUGAACCUUCGUCACCGAAAGUCUCGUCUACCGUAGCUCUGUUACGGUCUAGGUCCUUGACUGACUCCUCUGCUUCCCAAGGAAGGGAAAUCUCCAUGAAAACUCCCAUCAGAACCUUCAAAAUCAAUGUGGGGUCAAAAACAGGUGUGCAGACUGAAGAACAAAGUACAAAAUCACCCGUUACAUCGACUCCAGAAGAGCAAGACCCGGCUCCCAUUAAGGUCUCCGAGCUGAAGAAGCGAUUCGAACAUUAGAGCAUCAUAAAUCAAGUGUAUCGGAGUAAAA
Molecule: messenger RNA, 2908 nt
Organism: Rhinichthys klamathensis goyatoka
Lineage: Eukaryota; Metazoa; Chordata; Actinopteri; Cypriniformes; Leuciscidae
Gene: dennd1c
Product: DENN domain containing 1C
Exons: 23
Coding region: 175-2877 (900 amino acids)
Biological process (GO): endocytosis; endocytic recycling
Cellular component (GO): intracellular membrane-bounded organelle; cytosol
Molecular function (GO): guanyl-nucleotide exchange factor activity; phosphatidylinositol phosphate binding
Source: RefSeq, a predicted model, not a curated record